CCUUGAGGAUUUCCUCCUUUGGAAUAGCACCAUCAGCCUCAUCUAUCCACUAUCAUGGUCUCAUGGCUUUCUAAUGGUUGAGAAUGAUCUGCUUUUCAGAUAAUACCAUCCAGUCGAUUUUCUGUUGCUGCUGUUGCUGUUCCGUGCAGAAGCGGCAAGUGAGAACACAAAUAAGCCUAAGCAAAGAUGAAGAACUUUCAGAAAAAUGUCCUCAGCGUCACAGGCCGUGGUUCAGUGAAUUGUCAAGUAAGAAGCAAUCCGACAGGGGCCGCGUGCAACCGUCAAAACGCAAGCCGCUGCCUCCCCUCCCACUCUCUGAGGUUGCUGAAGAGAAGAUCCAAGUGAAAGCUCUGUAUGAUUUUCUGCCCAGAGAGCCCUGUGAUUUAGCAUUAAAGAGAGCAGAGGAAUACCUGAUAUUGGAGAAGUACAAUCCUCACUGGUGGAAGGCAAGAGACCGUUUGGGGAAUGAAGGCUUAAUCCCAAGCAACUACGUGACUGAAAACAAAUUAACCAAUUUAGAAAUAUAUGAGUGGUACCAUAGAAACAUUACCAGAAAUCAGGCAGAACGUCUUUUGAGACAAGAGGCUAAAGAAGGAGCAUUUAUUGUCAGAGAUUCAAGGCAUUUGGGAUCCUACACAAUUUCUGUGUUUAUAAGAGCUAGAAGAAGUAUGGAGGCUACCAUCAAACAUUAUCAGAUUAAAAGGAAUGACUCUGGACAGUGGUACGUGGCUGAAAGGCACCUCUUUGAAUCAAUCCCUGAUUUGAUCUGGUAUCACCAGCACAAUGCAGCCGGUCUCAUGACGCGUCUCCGCUACCCAGUUGGGCUGAUGGGCAAUUGUUUGCCGGCCACGGCUGGUUUCAGCUAUGAAAAGUGGGAGAUCGAUCCGUCUGAGUUGGCUUUUGUAGAGGAGAUUGGAAGUGGUCAGUUUGGGGUGGUGCAUUUAGGCAAGUGGCGAUCACACAUCCAGGUGGCCAUCAAGGCCAUCAAUGAAGGCUCCAUGUCUGAAGAGGAUUUCAUCGAAGAGGCCAAAGUGAUGACGAAAUUAUCUCAUUCAAGGCUAGUUCAGCUUUAUGGCGUAUGUACACAGCAGAAGCCUCUUUACAUUGUGACAGAAUUUAUGGAAAAUGGCUGCCUGCUUAACUACCUCAGAGAGAGAAAAGGCAAGCUUAGGAAGGAAAUGCUACUGAGUGUGUGCCAGGAUAUAUGUGAAGGAAUGGAGUAUCUGGAGAGAAACUGCUUUAUUCACAGGGAUUUAGCAGCAAGGAAUUGUUUGGUCAGUUCUACAAGUGUAGUAAAAAUUUCGGACUUUGGAAUGACAAGGUAUGUUUUGGAUGAUGAAUAUAUCUGUUCUUCUGGAGCCAAGUUCCCAGUCAAGUGGUCCCCUCCUGAAGUUUUCCAUUUCAACAAGUACAGCAGCAAAUCUGACGUCUGGUCAUUCGGAGUCUUAAUGUGGGAAGUUUUUACAGAAGGAAAAAUGCCUUUUGAAAAUAAGUCAAAUUUGCAAGUUGUGGAAGCCAUUUCUAAUGGCUUCAGACUAUACCGCCCUCGCCUGGCACCAAUGUCCGUAUACGAAGUCAUGUACAGCUGCUGGCAUGAGAAACCCAAAGGCCGCCCUACGUUCACUGAGCUGCUGCAGGUUCUCACAGAGAUUGCAGAAACCUGGUGACCUGAAUGGAAUGGCACCCCAGAGGAUCAUCUUGCAAAACUGUCACAAAAGGAAAUCCUGUGUAGGGUCACCGAUAGUGACUAUCUUCCUUUAGAGUUGCUGACGCUUGGAAACAGCGCAAAGAUCACAGGCUUUUCAAACUUUUUAAAAUUUAAGAAUAUUCUGACAGUUUUUCUACAUGUAUAUUUGAGAGGAACUUCUGAACUCUUAUUUUUCUGUGAUAUUCUUCAUGUCCCGUAUGUGAAGAAGGAAAAAAUGCUCUGUAGCAGUCUUCAUAGUGGCUCUCUUCACGAGAAUAGCCCUGAGAGCCCCUGAGGGUAUGUGACAACCUGACCCUUUCCAGGGCUGAGGACAUUUCUUUCCUGAAGGGGAGUGACAUUCUGAGUGACAUUUCCUGAAGGGGAGUGUUCCAUGCACAGAAGAUGAAAAGGAAUUCCGCCAACUCAUGGAAUAAAGGAGACUCCUCUGUAGAAUUUCAUGCCUUUGAACUGUACAGAUCUUUACAGAAAAUGCACCUUAACAAACGACAUGAAUGUGAGCAUUCUGGAACUGUCUUUUACAGUCUUCCCCAUGUUAUUUAAGAAAUUGUUUUUGUACAUAUCUCAUUAGUUUGCAGACAGUUUCUUGUAUUCCAGUUUUAAACACUGUUUUAGGACAUAAUCAAAGUUCUUCUUUGAAUAGGUCCUGGUGACAUUUCUAUUUCUAGUGAUAUCCAUUGUCAGGGACAAUUCAGAACCUGAGUCUCAAUUCUGAGAUUUCACACUUUGUACACGUGAAAUUGGACAAUUUAAGAAACCUUAUUUUGUCAUAAAAAGCACCUCCUGUUUAUUUCUAGAGGAUGAGUUGGUCUUUCCACAAGAACAAGAGGAAGCAAAAACAAGAUGUCCAAAUGUUACA
This is a messenger RNA of Equus quagga, 2564 nucleotides long. RefSeq names its product tyrosine-protein kinase TXK-like. Gene Ontology annotation, biological process: regulation of platelet activation; adaptive immune response; tissue regeneration. The record is from RefSeq and is a predicted model, not a curated record. Gene Ontology annotation, molecular function: non-membrane spanning protein tyrosine kinase activity; protein binding; ATP binding. The transcript has 14 exons. Lineage: Eukaryota; Metazoa; Chordata; Mammalia; Perissodactyla; Equidae. The coding region runs from base 84 to 1667 and encodes 527 amino acids.